This is a messenger RNA of Triticum dicoccoides, 357 nucleotides long. RefSeq names its product alpha carbonic anhydrase 5-like. The annotation marks the transcript as partial. The record is from RefSeq and is a predicted model, not a curated record. The transcript is spliced from 2 exons. NCBI's taxonomy places the organism in Eukaryota, Viridiplantae, Streptophyta, Magnoliopsida, Poales, Poaceae.
AUGUACCCCCACCAGCCUGCCCCUCUUGGACAGCUACCUAGCAGCAGGAGCACCUCGAUCAACGCACAACACAAGGCAGUAUGCGUUCAGCCUUCCGGUCUGGGCCCUCCUUCUGCUCUUGCACUUCUCAGCCUUCGUCCCGGCAGCCAGAGCACAGCAAAAAUCGACGAUGAGUCGGAGUUCAGCUACGACUGUGGGGCGGAGAACUGGCCGGAGAACUGGGGCAAGAUCAAGGAGUGGGCGACGUGCAGAACUGGGCGGAUGCAGUCGCCCAUCGACCUCUCCGACCGCUAUGCCACACAGGCGCCCAACCUAGGGUACCUCAACCACUCCUACCGCUCUGCCAAGGCCUCCAUC